Acanthoscelides obtectus is the source of this 1068-nucleotide messenger RNA. NCBI's taxonomy places the organism in Eukaryota, Metazoa, Arthropoda, Insecta, Coleoptera, Chrysomelidae. The record is from the annotation of a GenBank genome assembly.
UCAUGAUUCAUGACAGAUGUUUGAAUUUGAAUUGUGUUAACUUUUGUAAUCGUUUGGAAAUAUUUUUCAAAAUUUCUAGUAAGUUGCACAUUGAAUAGUUCCAUGAACAUCAUACAAAUCAAAACAUUAAAAAUGCACGAUGAUAACAAUUAAUAUCUGGGUGGAUUACUUCUUUGCUGUACUACUUAGAGUUGGAUUAUGGGCGUUGUUUUUGGAAUUAAAUAACUUACCUCCAGUCAUUAGACAUAUAGAUGAAGAAGAGCUAUGGUACUAUCGAUAUCCAUCAUUGGAUAGUUAUGUUCCAACCCUUUACUUGUACUUCAUAAUGAUACUUGUACCAGCUUUUAUACUUUUUAUGCACUACUUAUGCAGUUAUAGAGAAGAAAGGACGAUGGCCGAUAUAAUAAACUGCGUCAAUGGGCUUACACUUGCAUAUUGCCUUAACGGGUUGUUUUCAAGCACAAUGAAACUGACCAUAGGAAGGCCAAGACCCAACUUCUACUUCCGAUGCUUUCCAGAUGGCUACGGUAGCGACCUGGACAAAUGUGUCGGCGCAUAUCAUGGUCAAAUGGACGGCAGAAAAAGCUUUCCAAGUUCUCACUCAUCAUUCGCCUUCACUGGAAUGAUCUACAUGAUGCUGCACAUUUGCAAAUACUACGACUUUAGGAGGCCAAGAGCUUUCCGGGGCUGCAUAGUUGUUUUGACUGCGUUGCUGCCGCUCUCUGCUACUUUGAUAUCAGCUAGCAGAACGGCUGAUUAUCAUCAUCAUUACUCAGAUAUAAUUGGAGGUGCUUUGCUGGGAUCUAUCAUUUCUGCUACGGUAUCACACAUAUUCGACAGAAUGGACAAUGAGGAAGCCUUAGACAUCAAAAGAAAAAUGAUUCCUGAACCUGUUGUGGUUGUAAAAGUAGAACAAUAAGUAUUAUCGCUCCUUGUCCACAGUGAAUUGUAUCUGUGUAAGUCCCUCUAUGCCUGAAAAAAUAAAAAUACAUACUUCAAAAAUAAAUUUCAAUGAUGCUUGAUUAUAUUAUUUAUUAUUAAUAUGUUGUAAUACAUUUUUAUACGAAU